Molecule: messenger RNA, 1110 nt
Organism: Clavispora lusitaniae ATCC 42720
Lineage: Eukaryota; Fungi; Ascomycota; Pichiomycetes; Serinales; Metschnikowiaceae
Source: RefSeq, a predicted model, not a curated record
AUGGCCCAGAGUUUCACUGCCAAAAAUAUACACACAAAGCUAGAUGAGUUGUCUAUCGAUUCACAGCAGAAUAACAAGUUGUCUCCCGAGAAGGGAUCUGGAGGGAUUUCAACUAAAUCUCUUCUAUCAUCGUCUUUAGCGGGUGAGAACCUCCAGAACACUUUUAAUGACCAAAAUGGCGUGUAUUUCAAUUCAGAAAGAUUUACAGAUGAUCAUCCAGAGCCAGAGCUAUUAGCAACCUCGGUGGGGAAAGAACUCGAUGGUAGAUUAAUUCCCUCAUCUUCUACAAUUUCGCUUUUGUCCUUGAACAAUAACUCUUUGCAGGAAACAUAUCAAAAUAGCAAGCCGACACAUUAUCAACAGCAGCAGCAGCAGCAGCAACAACAACAACAACAACAACAACAACAACAACAACAGCAGCAGCAGCAGCAGCAGCCUACGCCACACCAGUUUCUUGAUCGAAAGAAUUCGUUCAACACACUUAUAUCGCGCAACUCAAUUACGCAUUUGAGCCAACAAAGACUUCAACCGUACCUGAAAUUGACAUCUCCCAGCAUUCCAUCUAAUCCUGAGUUUUACAACACUACAAGCCCUAAAACUAUACCUGUGGUUAGAAAUCCAGUGUAUCAAAAUGCACCUGAUUCGCCCAAUCUAGACCCAACUUCGAUUGGUGGGUCUCCCUCACGAUUUUGGUUGAGCUCGCAAACCCCACCAAAAUCUUUAUCAAGCUCUCUUACGAUGACUCGUCCUCAAGUUGGCUCUUUACAACAGCAACAACAACACCAAAAUCAAACACUCGUAAACAAUCAAGUCCAUGGUAAUGUUGUAUCCACAAAUUCAGUUUCUAAGGCUAUUAACAUCAAGAAUUCAGGAGGUGACUCUCCUGUUUUGAUCCCCGUACAGACCCCGAUUGAAGAUUUACCCAUGACUCCAUUGUACUUGAACUCGGAUAAAAAUAGUUACUUUGUAUUCACUAAAGACAGUCACGGAAGUACGCGACAUAGCAAAGAUUUCAGAUACAGAAAGGAUAUUGGUGAUGAUUAUCUUGACGAGAAAGAUGAAUGUGACUAUAAUGAGGAAGAAGACCAAAAGGAUAUCAAUAUGGACUGA